GAUUUUAUAUAUAAGAAACUAACGUAUGGAAUGACAAAUUUCUGCACAAAUUUAAUUACUUUCCUAAAAAUUAAUUUAAAUAAUGUUAUCAAUAUUAAAACUAGUAUAUCAUUUUUUCAAUUUAUAAAGCAGUAUGAACAAAUAUUACAUAUCGUGUCUACAGAUUAGUAUUUAAAGGCAUGCUCGAAGUAAUUCGCGUCAGUUGCUUUGACGAAAGUGUUCGCAAAUACAUCAUUUCGUGCAGUAUAAUUUCUUCCUCAUCUUUCGUUAUAUUUAGUUAAGAUUUCCGAACAAUUAUUGUUUCUUGAUAUUUAUAUAAUUUUCCUUAGCACUGUAAUGAAUAUCACAAAAGAAAUUGAUUGGACAUCAGCCGAUAAUAUUUUCAAAACAUUCGAUUUAAAUAAAGACGGUAUAAUCGAUGAAAAAAAAUUUUUUCUUUUAUGUAAGGAACUUUACGAUGAAAAAGAAGUCAAUGAAAAUGAAUGGAGAGUUAAAGAAAUGUUCAAGAUAUUUAGCUUGAAUGAUCAGAAAGGAUUAGAAAAAUCAAAAUGGAUAAGAUGCUUUAAAAAAUGGAUUAAAAGAAAACCUGUAAAUGUAUUAAUAGUAGUAGAUGUACAAAACGAUUUUAUUGAUGGAAAUUUAGCAUUACCUAAUCGAACGGGUUACGAAGUAAUAAAACCAAUUAAUCGUUUGUUGAAACAAGCUCGUUGGGACCAAGUUAUUUAUUCAUUCGAUUGGCAUCCUGAGAACCAUAUUAGUUUUUACGACAAUCUUGCUAAACGAAAACUUCAUCCGUCAUCUAAAAUUACAAAAGAAAAAGCUAAGCCAUUUAAUACUGUUACUUUUUUAAAACCGCACGUAGAACAAAUACUUUGGCCAAGACAUUGUGUAAUGAACUCAUGGGGCGCAAAAUUAAAUAAUGAUCUAUAUAUAUUACCAAACUCUAUACAAAUAUAUAAGGGCCAAGAUCCAGAUAGUGAUGCUUACUCGAUUUUCACAAAAGAAAAUCAGGAAAUAAUUUUAUCGAAAAUCAAAGCCACAGAUUUGUACAUUUGUGGAUUGGCCUCAGACGUUUGUGUGAAAGAAACAUGUCUCGAGGGAUUGAAACUGGGCUAUAAUGUCAUUAUGAUCGAGGAUAGCAGCCGCGGUAUCGAUAAGAACAAAACAGAAGAAGCUAAAAAAUUAAUUAUGGUAAACGGUGGUUUGGUGACAAAUAGUAAUCACGUUUUGGCUCUUGUAAACGAAGGAAAACGAAGUUUGAUUCUUGAUCAUCAUGCUUUGAACAAGUCUUCUGUAAAGACUUGUAUUUCCAUUGAUGAUAAAAACGCAUUAGUGAACUAAUCUGUUCUUCAUAAUCAUAGAUAGAAACGAUGUUAAUUUUAACGAAACGCUUCCUUUAAUCUUAACUCUUAUCAUAUUCUUUAAAUCAAGUAUUAGUAGUUUAAUAAUUUUUCAAAGUAUUCUUCCAAAAAAUAAAUCCAUCCUUUUUAAAAUAAAUAUUUUUUAUGAAAUAAUAG
Molecule: messenger RNA, 1517 nt
Organism: Vespa crabro (European hornet)
Lineage: Eukaryota; Metazoa; Arthropoda; Insecta; Hymenoptera; Vespidae
Product: nicotinamidase-like
Exons: 4
Coding region: 337-1341 (334 amino acids)
Molecular function (GO): calcium ion binding
Source: RefSeq, a predicted model, not a curated record